Funneliformis geosporum is the source of this 486-nucleotide messenger RNA. The record is from the annotation of a GenBank genome assembly. NCBI's taxonomy places the organism in Eukaryota, Fungi, Glomeromycota, Glomeromycetes, Glomerales, Glomeraceae.
AUGGUAGGAUUUGGCACUACUAGAAAUUCGUUUGAAUUUCCCAAUGAACCCGAUUCAGCACCUUCAUCUUCAAAAGUAUCAUGGUCCACUUAUUUUGAAGAUAUGAACGAUCGGCAUGGAAUUAAAAUAUUCUAUUAUAUUGUGAUUCCAGCAACACUGUUCUGUCCACAAUUUUUUUGGAAAAGAUUUGGCAGAGCAAAAAUUUUAACUCGAGACAAAUACUAUGAAUAUUUUUAUUUAACCUUAUGGAUUAUAGUCAGCUUCUCAAAUCUAUUUCCAGUAUUUGAAGAGGCGAAUUUAAAUUGUAAUGGUGAUAAAUGGCGGGCCCAAGCUUACAGAUGCAAAGCUUACAUUUCAAGUACAUUUUUUUGUUUUAUUAUGACAUUAACUUGGAUUAUUUCUACCGUUUCAUUAAUUAAGUAUUUGCGUACAAAUAAAGAAGAGAUAGCUAAUAAUAAUAAAGAAGUUGAGGAUGGAAAUGUUUAA